UACAUUACAAUUAUUGUAGAAACUCUCAUGUCCCGUUCAUACCACGUGCCUCCAAUGGAAUGAGAAUUAGAUGCAGCAGACAGAAUUUCGCCUUCUCAUUGCACCACUAGGGGCGCCCGGGCUGUGCGCUUUCCGUGUUUGCCUUGACGCUCCCUCUUCACGCGGAAGGACGCAGAUGGAAGACGUGUAAAAUGCUCUCCCCUCUUGUUUUCAAGAAACGGUCAAAUCCGAUCAGUUGGUAUCACUGGGUCGGGCUGGGCCGACAUUUCCUGGAGGCCUUCCGCUGCAAGCAAAUGUCCUGGAGCAGUCGACGAGAGUGGACGCGUUUUGGCGAACCGUAUGGCAACGAUCAGAUCAUCUACAAUUUGCGAAAAUCAUUGACGGGAAUUAGCUCCUGCAAAAUUACAGCUAUCCUGUUUUGUGUGAACGUAACAGAGCUGAAGGAAACAAUUUAUUUUCUGGCGUCGCAAGUGUCAAGAUGGCGAAAAGAAUUUCAGGAACAAGUCACAUAUUAGUGACUAGUCAAUUAUUGAUUGACACUACUACUGGACUAAUCAUGAAAGAAGAAAUCGAAUUUGGUCAUCGAUAUUCUCUACUGGACAGCAAACAAUCCACAUCUGCUGUUCAACAUGUAAACUCCUGGUGGUGCAAGCAUAAGUAUUUGCCAUUUUCAUUCGCCAAAUUAGUUCAUUUUUCUUCUUGUGCAAAUAGAUGUGAUCAAGGGAUAAAGAUUUGAACUUCGUCUUCGCUAUGAUCCAAGAGUCAAACGAAAAAAAAAAAAUUAAUAUUUUUUCAUUGAAACCUGCCAUGUUCAUGUAUGUAAAUGGAUGGGAAUUUGUUUUUUAUUAAUAUCCAAAACAAAAUGACAACUGUGCUUCUGUGAACCUCACUUACAUUUUCACAUUGAAAAUUUUAAAUCAUAACAAUUGUUUUGAAUGCAAAAGUAUUUCCGGGGGUUAUAACUGAUUUUAAAGCAUUCUUUUGUUAUAGAUUGUUUUCUUAUAACUUUGCGGUGUCUAGUUCCCUUCAAUUUUUAAUUAAUAAGUCCGACUGGGAAGUAUAACAUAUUAAUUUUAAAUAUUUCUUUUUUUUGUUGAUUCAAAUUUUAAAUACUUGGGCUUUCUACUGUUGUGUCUUGAAUUGCUUCAUUUCCUUCACAGAGGGUAAAAAAUUGUGCAUAAUUGGCACACACAAUUGUCAGCAAAUGUCUUUUAACAGCUUAUGAAUGAAUUAGGUAGUCAAAUGUUUAUUACUUACUGUCCGAAAAUAUUUCUAUCUACUUGACAGUGUGGGGGGGGGUAGACUGUGGGGUGGUGCCUCUUAAUAGGGCCGCCGACAAGUGUCAUGUGGCAUUCUUUCAUCAGUAGCAAUACAACAAUAGCAAUUGCAAGAAAAUAAACUAUAAUAAGAGCACCCAACAGUUAACAGAACCGCACAUAUGAUGCAAAACCAGACAUGCGAAGGCGCCAAAUGGCGCACUUCGAUCUUCAAAUACUUCGCGCAGUAAAAUUUUAUAAUUUUUUCUAAUAAGCACCGGCAACUCAUGUCGUGACAUCAUCACAAUCAGAAGCCUGUCUGAAGAACGGAAUCCCCUCUGUCAGCCACUGGCAGUCAAGUAGAAAAGAAAUACCACUUAGGCAAUAGUGUGUAAUUAUGAAUAGGGUCCGGAUGUUUAUCAGUUGAAAACAUUAGAAAUACGCUAGCAUCUAUGACCUAAAAAUAUGAAAAUAUGCCCAUAAGUACGACGUAAAAUUGUUUUGGUUGCAUUAUCGAAACCCUUAAAAUUUUCCCGUUGUUUAAAUACCCAUUAUAUUUCAAAUACACUUCAUAGAAAACAUAUUUCCAUAGUGUGAAAAAUUAACG
Messenger RNA from Gryllus bimaculatus (two-spotted cricket), 1863 nucleotides. The record is from the annotation of a GenBank genome assembly. Lineage: Eukaryota; Metazoa; Arthropoda; Insecta; Orthoptera; Gryllidae.